AUGGAAGAUAUUGACUCUAACAUGUAUGAUCCUGAUGAUACUCUAUCCAUUUUGAUUGCUACUGAUAACCAUUUAGGAUAUUUGGGAAGAGAUCCAGUUUGUAAAAAUGAUUCUUUUGAGACUUUUAAAGAAAUUCUACAAAUCGCUAAAGACAAUGAUGUAGAUUUUAUUUUAUUGGGAGGAGAUCUUUUUCAUGAAAAUAAGCCAUCACGUAGAACAGUAUAUCAAACAACCAAGUUGUUGCGUGAAUUUUGCAUGGGUGAUAGACUAUGUAAAUUUCGAAUAGUAAAUAAUGAAUCCAAUGAUUUAUCACAAAGUGGUGGUAUAAAUACAAUGAAUCACAUUGAUCCAAAUUUCAAGAUUGCAUUCCCCGUAUUUUCGAUUCAUGGAAAUCACGAUGAUCCAUCUGGGGAAGGAAAUCUUUGUGCAUUGGAUGUACUUUCAGCAUCAGGUUUAAUUAAUUAUUUUGGUAAAUCUAAAGUAGUGGACAAGAUUAUAAUCAAACCGAUACAUAUUCAAAAAGGCAAUACAAACCUGGCAUUGUACGGAAUGGGAAAUAUUAGAGAUGAGAGGUUGCAUCGUAUGUUUGAUGCUCAGAAUGUUGAAUUCCCAAGGCUUACUGAGGAUGUUAAUGAUUUACUUAAUAUUUUGGUGUUGCAUCAAAAUAGAGUACCUCACGGAACAAAUUAUAUUCCCGAAUCCUGUAUUCCAAAUUUUUUCGAUCUGGUAUUUUGGGGUCAUGAACAUGAAUGUUUGAUUGAUCCAUUACAUAAUUCAGCCAGGGGAUUUCAUAUCACUCAACCUGGCUCUUCUAUAGCCACAAGUCUAUGCGAAGCAGAAGCAGCUCCAAAACAUGUUGGAAUUUUAAAAAUAUGUCGAGGUCAAUUCAGAAUGGAAAAAUUUAGACUCAAAACCAUUAGACCAAUGGUUAUUGAUACUAUAGUACUUUCGGAAAUUUCUGAACUUUUGUCUAAUGAUUAUAAUAAUAAUUUAAUAAAUUAUUUGAAUAGAAAGGCAAAUGAAGAAUGGUAUAAAUUGAAUGAACAUAAUACAAAUCCGCCACUCCCAUUGAUUAGAUUAAAAGUAAUGAUAUAUAAAUUUUUUCUUCGUGUUGCAAACCCUGAAGAUAUUUUAUUAUAUCAACGAAAAAGACCUAACACUAAAAAUCAAGAUAACAAUCCUAAUUAUUCGAUAGAUUAUGAAAACGACACCAUUGAACAACUUUCCAAUAAAAAAGUUACAGAUCUUAUUGAUGAAAUGUUAGAUUCACUUCAAAUUUUACCAAAAAAUGGAUUAAAUCAAGCUCUUUCAUCUUUUAUAAACAAGGAUGAAGAAGAUGCCACUUGCGUAGUUUACGAACAUGCUUUACAAAAUGCAAGAGACAAAAUAUUGGAGGAUCCCACUAUAGUUGAUGACAUUGCUAAAAAAGAGAAGGCACAACAAGAAUGUCAAAUAUUAGAUAGGUUAUUUAUAGAAGAUGAAUAUUUAGAAAAAUUAUUAUCAGGGGAUUCAAAUAAACCUGCCGAGGAUUCGCACCAAACAAACAUCGAAGAUUAUUUUAUGGAUCAAACAUUCUCUUCCUCCAUCAACUCAAUCACCUCGCUAUCAACUACCAAAGCAAAAGUUACUACAAGUACCCGUGGGAAAAAAAGGAAAUCUGAGGAGAAACAUUAUUACUUGUCAAUAAGAAUAAGGAUUGUACAUUCACUAUCUGGAGCAGACAAAGAACAGUGA
Entrophospora sp. SA101 is the source of this 1734-nucleotide messenger RNA. Lineage: Eukaryota; Fungi; Glomeromycota; Glomeromycetes; Entrophosporales; Entrophosporaceae. The record is from the annotation of a GenBank genome assembly.